AGUGACAUCCGGCCGAACCGAGCCGAAGCCCCGCCACCAUGGACACGGACGUGGCGGUGUCUCUGUCGGUGCUCGCGGGGCUCGUGGUGCUGAGCGAGGUGACCCGCAGAGUCCUGGUCCGGGUCCUGGCGGGCUCUGAGCUCUACAAGGACGCGGCAGAGCUCGUGUCCACCUUCCAGCUGUGCUGCUGCACGCACGAGCUGAAGCUGCUGUCCGAGGUGGGCGGGGUCCACCCUCACCUCGCGCUCACCUUCACCUACCUGGCGUCGGUGGUCCACGGGCUCACCUUCAGGGGGGCCAUCGGGAACCCCUGCGGCGCGCUGCAGCGAGCGUACCACGCCACGCUGCCCGGCGGCCGCGCGCUGCGGCGGAUCGUGUGCCAGUUUGCGGCAGCCACCGCUGCACGCGCCGCAGCAACGCAGGUGUGGGGGAUCGGACUGUCGGAGCUGCACGCGAGGCACAAGCGGCAGGGUUUCCGGUGCGUCAGCCCUGUUCGCGGCUCUCUGUGCGAGGCUGCUGCCGUGGAGCUCGCGUGCGCCUUCGCGGUUCAGACGGUGAUCGCGCACACGCAAUCUGUGGAGGAGAAAUACCGGGUGCACGCGGUGGCUGCUGUCAAUACAGCAGUGACUUAUGCAGGGUGGAUGAGUUCGGUGCUGCUCUUUGAUAAACUCUCUCUUCAGCCACCACAGAGCAAGAAGACAUGA
Molecule: messenger RNA, 704 nt
Organism: Nematolebias whitei (Rio pearlfish)
Lineage: Eukaryota; Metazoa; Chordata; Actinopteri; Cyprinodontiformes; Rivulidae
Gene: aqp11
Product: aquaporin 11
Exons: 2
Coding region: 39-704 (221 amino acids)
Cellular component (GO): cytoplasm
Molecular function (GO): channel activity
Source: RefSeq, a predicted model, not a curated record